Messenger RNA from Liolophura sinensis, 2302 nucleotides. RefSeq names its product syntaxin-17-like. Bases 129 to 1061 code for a protein of 310 amino acids. Gene Ontology annotation, biological process: intracellular protein transport; vesicle fusion; exocytosis. The transcript is spliced from 8 exons. NCBI's taxonomy places the organism in Eukaryota, Metazoa, Mollusca, Polyplacophora, Chitonida, Chitonidae. Gene Ontology annotation, molecular function: SNARE binding; SNAP receptor activity. Gene Ontology annotation, cellular component: SNARE complex; endomembrane system; plasma membrane. The record is from RefSeq and is a predicted model, not a curated record.
GGGAUCUGAAGAGUAACAGGGUGCAGACAAUUGUGGACCGUCUUAACCUAUUUGACUGACCGUCGUGUUGGAAAAAAACGCAAAUGGGCAAAGCGUUGUUGACACUUACCCCAGGUUGAUCUGAAGUCAUGGCGUCAUUUGACUGUGAUCGCCGGCGCUCUCUCAGUGAAUCCGAUGCCUAUCAAAAAUUCCCGUACAAACGCGUGGAGCCCAGUAUCAGCAAGUUUGUUAUGGUCCUAGAGACAAAUAUUGACCGCUUAAAAAAACACCAGGUGAAGAUACUAAAGUUUCUGAACAAUGAAGACUGGAGCAGUCUCCACACAGAGCAGGUGAAUGCCUCACGCACUGUUCAGCAAAUCAACGCCACAGUGAGGGAGAUGGAGAGAGCGAGGAACCAGAUUCAGGAAGAGGACUGGGAAAAGUUUGACUCUAGAGUGCUAGCGGUGAAGAAGCUGGCUGUGGAGGGUGUUGUUGAGUUCAUGGAGAGCUGUGGUGGGUCAGACAUGCACAGUCGACAGGACAGGUCUGUAGGUCCUGCCAUACUGCACGUGGAAAGUGACGUGGCCGACGGACCUCAAGGAGAGGGGGAGAGGAUGGAGGAUAUAGAGCUCUCUUCAGCCCUGCAGACACAUGUCAUCCCAGACAACACAGAGGCUGCUGAGUCCUGGGAACACCUGAGAGAGAGCCUGAUUGAACUGAAUGCCCUAUUCCAUGACUUCUCUACCAUGAUACAGGACCAGCAGGAAAAGAUUGACACAAUUGAGGAAAACAUAGACAAAGCUCACGAAAAUGUGCAGCAGGGAGUGUAUAGCUUGUCAAAGGCAUCAAAGUUGAAGGCUGCAAUGUUUCCGGUCACAGGGGCUCUCAUCGGGGGUGUCAUCGGGGGUCCAGUGGGGCUUGUGGCUGGGCUGAAAGUGGGAAGUUUGGCAGCUGUUGGUGGCGGCAUUGUUGGCUUUGCUGGUGGCAGAUUGGUCAAGGGGAGACAAGACAAGAUACAAGAAACAGAACUGAAGAAUCUCAGCAGAAGAGAGAACCAGGAGAGUCAAACAAAGGACAGCUGACAGCCUCAGGCGGAGGCUGGUAUUUCUGACAGGACAUAAUGAUGACUGCUGUGAUGAUGAAGACCAGAUCACUAUCUAUAAAAAAGCCUUCAUGUGAACAUAUCAUGCUGGGAACAAUUCUCAAGGUGAAUGCAAAUACUUAGCUGAACUCUUGUUUACCUGAAGAGAUCAUGUGAUGAACCCUUGUUUACUUGAAGAGAUCAUGUGAUGAACCCUUGUUUACAGAAACAGAUCAUGAUGUGAACUCUUGUUUACCUGAAGAGAUCAUGUGAUGAACCCUUGUUUACAGAACAGAUCAUGAUGUGAACUCUUGUUUACCUGAAGAGGUCAUGUGAUGAACUGUUGUUUACCUGAAGAGAUCAUGUGAUGAACCCUUGUUUACAGAACAGAUUAUGAUGUGAACUCUUGUUUACCUGAAGAGAUCAUGUGAUGAACCCUUGUUUACAGAACAGAUCAUUAUGUGAACUCUUGUUUACCUGAAGAGAUUAUGUGAUGAACCCUUGUUUACAGAAACAGAUCAUCAUGUGAACUCUUGUUUACAGAGCAGAUCAUGAUGUGAACUCUUGUUAAAAUGAAUGCAUCAUCAGGUGAGGAAGAGUUGAAGUGAGAAAAUUCUAACAUGAACACAUGUUUUGGUGAAUCAUAAGCUGUAGAGAUCAUGAGGGGAACAAGUAACCAGAUAAUGAAAUGAGCAGAUCUUUAAGUGAAGAGAUCCAUCAGUGAGGUGAAUUAAUGCAUCUUGGGCUUAACAAAUGUUGAUGUAAAUAGUGCUUGAGGUGAGCACAUCAGGUUGGGAGGAAAAUAUGAGGUGAACACAUAUCAAGGUGACCCAUUAUGAGGUGAAAUAUUUGAAUCCUGAGGUGAAAUUGCCCUAAGGUGUAACUGAGGUGUAAGGUGAGAACACUAUACCUGUAGACUGUCUCCAUCACACUGUCUCUGAUUUCCCCACUGUCUGUGUUUGUGUUCACGACUAUACAGGUAUGCAGGUAUGUCUGAACAGGUACAUGUAUGUCUGAACAGGUGUGUCAAAAUCAGAUCUGAUCCUGAUUAAGCGUUGAUGAAUUCUCAUGUACCUGUUUCAUACACACUUCCUCACAGUGUGGUCUGUCAGCCAACUGAUCUCAGCUUACAGACAAAUACUCAUUCUUUGUGUACAUGUCAUGUUAUACAUAUUCACUACAGGUUUAUAGGGAGUAUUCUUUUCUGGGGAUAUCGGACACCUUUAACAUAGGCUCCCAUGC